Molecule: messenger RNA, 1950 nt
Organism: Penicillium paradoxum
Lineage: Eukaryota; Fungi; Ascomycota; Eurotiomycetes; Eurotiales; Aspergillaceae
Product: kinesin-3 family protein uncB
Exons: 2
Coding region: 1-1950 (649 amino acids)
Biological process (GO): mitotic spindle organization; microtubule-based movement
Molecular function (GO): microtubule binding; microtubule motor activity; ATP binding
Source: RefSeq, a predicted model, not a curated record
AUGGCGCUAGAUUCACGAUUUUACCACCACAUCGGCCAUCCGGGCCCAGGCUCGAUAUCUUCGGCCGCUUCAUCCGACAUAUCAGCCGCGACGGGAAUCACAUCUCCUAGCAUUGUCUCCACCUCCGCUUCCGCCGCUAUCCUCCGAUCCUCAGCUUCAAGUCCAUCCUUCCGCGCGCGGGAAGGCCUCGGGAUAUCCGGUAUCAGAGAUGGGAUGGCGAGUCCAACACCGGCAGGCAAUGUGCGCGUCGUGGUGCGAGUGCGCAAGUUCUUACCGCGAGAACUCGAGCGCAAGGCCCAAUGUCUAAUUUCGAUGGACCCGCACACGCAAAUGACCUGUCUUAAAGCGCCGACACCGGAUCAGGCAGAUCAAGGAAAGCCCAAGUCGCAGGCUCGCGGCAGGAUCUUGGAAGAUAAAUCGUUUACGUUCGAUAACUCAUUCUGGUCUCAUAACGAGGAGGACAAACAUUAUGCACAUCAGGAAGAUGUGUACAACUCUCUCGGCGAGGAGUUUCUGGAUCACAAUUUUGAAGGUUAUCACACCUGUAUUUUCGCAUACGGACAGACGGGUUCAGGAAAGAGUUACACCAUGAUGGGAACACCGGAAAGGCCGGGCUUGAUUCCUCGAACGUGUGAGGAUUUGUUUCAGCGCAUUGAAAGCUCGCCCUCUCCUGAUAUCAGCUAUAACGUGCGAGUGUCCUAUUUCGAAGUAUACAACGAGCAUGUUCGCGAUCUCUUGGUCCCGCGGACGGAUCCCCCGCAUUAUCUUCGUAUUCGUGAAUCACCGUCAGAGGGUCCAUACGUCAAGGACUUGACCGAGGUCACCGCGAGGAACUACACCGAAUUGAUGAAGUUCAUGCGAAAGGGCGAUGUCUCCCGAACUGUGGCUAGCACAAAGAUGAACGACACCUCAUCCCGUUCUCACUCAGUCUUUACUAUCACUCUCAAACAGAUUCACCACGACUUGUCAACAGAUGAAACCACCGAGCGCACGGCGCGCAUCCGUUUAGUUGAUCUGGCAGGUUCCGAGCGUGCCAAAUCCACCGAGGCGACUGGCGCCCGACUUCGCGAGGGCGCAAAUAUCAAUAAGUCUCUGACAACGUUAGGACGUGUUAUUGCGGCUCUUGCAGAUCCUAAGAAAAUUCGUGGCCCACGCAAGGGCAAGGAACUGGUACCCUAUCGCGACUCCAUCCUCACAUGGUUAUUGAAGGACAGCCUAGGUGGCAACUCGAAAACUGCGAUGAUUGCAUGCAUCGCUCCUGCAGACUACGAAGAAACACUCUCCACUCUUCGCUAUGCGGACCAAGCUAAGAACAUUCGAACUCGGGCACGGGUCAAUGAAGACCAAAUGUCGGCGGCUGAGCGUGACCGGCAGAUUGCGGAGAUGACGGAGACAAUUCGCACCCUUCAACUCAGCGUGAGCCAAGCGGCACUCCAUCAGCGGGCCAAUGAAGCCUCCGAUGAAAGGCUAGAGGAAUACCAGCAAAAAGUGGAGAAAAUGCAACGACUCAUGGAGGAGAACAAGAUGGUCAGCGAGUGCAAGAUUCGACAACUACAGACAGAGAACGACGCCUUGCGCAUGCAUCUGAAGCUGGCGGUUGAAAGUCUCAAAAACCCAAUCCCGGCUAUUACCUUUGAGCAGCGAAACCCUAGCAUCGUCUCCAUAGGCGAUGAGAGUCAAGCGCCCAGUCAUUUUUCAGCGGAUCGUGAGAGCUCCCCUAUGGUAUCAGAUGCCGAAUCGGAUGUGGAUGUUUGGGAGGAUGAUGAGACUAUCGCCGAUGAUCUCACCGAGCAAGAAGCCCAACGAAUGCAAAACCAUAUGCAUGAUCUUCUUGGAGACUUGAGUGUCUUCAAACGGAAAUUAGCCACGGACCAUGAACGGUUCCGCCCCAUCGAGGAGCAGGGGACUCGCAAGCGGCGCGCUCUGGGGUCCAUUAGCAGCAACCGUUAA